Drosophila kikkawai is the source of this 1209-nucleotide messenger RNA. Its product is annotated as myosin heavy chain, clone 203. NCBI's taxonomy places the organism in Eukaryota, Metazoa, Arthropoda, Insecta, Diptera, Drosophilidae. The record is from RefSeq and is a predicted model, not a curated record.
UCUGCACGAUAAAUAUGGAAACUGUAGGUCAACCUUGUUGAGUUGCUGGAAUAGAUAAAGAUUAGAGCUAUGUUUGCAGCUGCACCCACUACUGGACUAUAGAUUGAACCUAAGCAUGUCGGAGACACGUUCCGGAAACUUUAGUUGGGCUACUUAAGGCACUGUUCGGAUCGACACAAGACACACACUGCGGUUGAAGUUCAAAAGAGAAACACCAUGAGAAUCCAAUUGCUUCUUGUAACGAUCUACCUUUGCCUCUUCUGGCCCGCUUUCGCUCAGAAUGCGUCCACGGAUUCGAAGAAGCCUUCAGAGGCAGAGGCCGUUAAAGUCCUGAAGAAGAGCAACGAGGAGCUGGGCAAACUGGUCAGAAUAGCGCUCGAUGUGAACGACAAGAGCAAAAGUUUCGAGGAAAAGAUAAAGGUUUUGAGGGACGAGGUCGAGCGCAUUGCCGAAUUGGACAAGGUACUCAUCAAACUUGAAGAAAAGGUGGUCGACAGCUUCCAGGAUACGUCCGCUGGGUUAAGAAAUCUAACAGCCAUUGUCACGGCAACCCAAAACCGUAACGAACAGGCCAUUCAAAACCUCACCAAAGUGGAGCUAGAAGUGCGACAUGCUCUGGGCCAGGUUGAUGUCAACCAGAACAAAUAUGAGCACAAUCUUAACGAAGUGGCCGCAUCCAUCACAACUCAUUUGGCCGAGAUCGAACAGAUAUUGAAGCAGGCCGUAAUCAAAGAGCUCAUUGGUUUGGAUGGUAAGGUCAAGGUUCUGCACCAGCAUCAGCGCAAUAUCGACGGUCAGUUGGGACAUCUGGAGCAGCUUAACGGUCUGGCUGGCCGGGCCAACCACAAGUUGACUCAGCUGGAAUGCGGCCUCACCUCGCUGAAUAGCACCCAGUCCAAGAGCCUCAACAGUAUUGAGAACACGGUUCGUGGAGUGCAAGUGGCAACCUUCCAGAUCGAUCAAAAGCUUGGCAUCCUGCUGAACAACCAAAAGAACAUCGACAAGACUCUAGAGCAGUGCAAGCACAGGCACCAGCCACACCAGCCCAAGCCCCACGAGAUCUGGACCCGUUCAGAAUACGCCCCCGAUCACAAAUUGCGGCCGGAGCAGAAGCCAGAAUACCAACAUAGCAGCUACGCUUCAGAGGAGGAGGCCGAGCAGUUGUACAAGCUCUGGUACGGCAAAGGUCAGCAGUAAAGGAAGACACGA